GUCGUUAGCACUGCGGGCUUAGCCCAUAACACUGUCCUGCUUAGUGGAACAGUUAGAGAAUUCGGCUGUUGGUGUUGUAGCCAAUCAGAAACAUGAGAUGAAGCAAACAGAGUUUCUUCACACACUCGAUGAGAUUCUCUUUGCCAACGUCGACAUCAGCUCUGCCGUCCUCAGCACCUUGUUCAGUCAACUUGCAGCCAACCCAGCCUUCCAAGAUGCACUCAGAGCCGAAAUCUCCCAAUGGACGGAGAAAAUCACCCAGUACAUCUCGAAGCAGGACACCUUGCUCAACUGUGCAAUUAUGGAAAGCAUGCAACUGAUCCCUGCCUUCUCAUUUUCUCUCCCCGACUACACUUCGGUAGUUAUUAAUCCAAAAUCACCCUUACUAGUACAGCAGAGCGAGCAGAGUUUUGGCACCUUGCUGCAUAAUGUAACCAGCAGUGACAUUGCAAGAAUUGUACCCCUUCGAGAUGCUUAGCUAUAGUUGAUGUACCUUGCUCAUUAUUAUGUGGAUGAUCAAGGAUUUGCCACAAUUUUUGUAUGUAGCUCCUCCUUUGCCAUCAAGCAUAUGUGCAACUUUCUAGACCCUCCCGAAUAAUCGAUAAACCC
Aspergillus ruber CBS 135680 is the source of this 609-nucleotide messenger RNA. RefSeq lists its product as uncharacterized. The transcript has 3 exons. Lineage: Eukaryota; Fungi; Ascomycota; Eurotiomycetes; Eurotiales; Aspergillaceae. Gene Ontology annotation, molecular function: monooxygenase activity; iron ion binding; heme binding. The record is from RefSeq and is a predicted model, not a curated record. The coding region runs from base 98 to 478 and encodes 126 amino acids.